Pygoscelis adeliae (Adelie penguin) is the source of this 1053-nucleotide messenger RNA. RefSeq names its product heat shock transcription factor, Y-linked-like. Gene Ontology annotation, biological process: regulation of DNA-templated transcription. The transcript is spliced from 3 exons. Bases 1 to 1053 code for a protein of 350 amino acids. Lineage: Eukaryota; Metazoa; Chordata; Aves; Sphenisciformes; Spheniscidae. The record is from RefSeq and is a predicted model, not a curated record. Gene Ontology annotation, molecular function: sequence-specific DNA binding; DNA-binding transcription factor activity.
AUGGCUUCAACUGAAAAAUUUACUCAAACUGAGAAAAAAGAAUUGAAAAUGGAGUUUUCCUCAUCGGAAAUUUCAUGUGAUUCUGUUCUGGCCAAGGGAGCUGAUUCGUCAGGCUCGACUUCUUCUCUCUGUCCAGCAUGUGACAGAAGAGCAGCUAGUGAUGCUGCCCUUGGACCUCCAAUAGAAGAAAGGUCUUUACAAACUUCGACUAAGCAACCCUGGUCAAAAAGAGAGCAUCUGAAUUCAUCUGAGGAGAGCUUGAGCAAAGGCGAUGCCUCUACACGCUUCAGCUUUUUGAAGAAGCUUUGGGACACUGUUGAAAGCGAUCGGUUUGAGUCCAUUUGGUGGGGUGACAAUGGAAAGUGUGUAGUGAUUCAUGAAGAAUUGUUUGAAGAGGAAGUACUAGCAAGGAGAGGACAUCUGAGAAUUUUUCAAAGUGAGAGCAUGAAAAACUUCAUCCAUCACCUCCAUCUGUACGGAUUCACCAGAAAGCUGUGGGAUUUUCCAAAAUCGGGCUCACGCAAUGACUUGCUAGCAGAAGAAACAGCUAGGGAGUUUCACUUCUACUACAACCCGAAUUUUCAAAGACAUUUUCCGUAUCAGCUAAUGAAGUAUAAGCAAAGGUUUGGUCCAAAAAAUCGAACACCAGCAGGAUUUUCACCGGACAUGGAUUUGCAUGCACACCGCCAGAAAAGAAAACCAGAUGUUGAGCUUGCGUGGGAAACCACUUUCGAGGAGGAGAGCGGUCCGUUCACAGCAGGUCCAAGGGGGAACAUCACAGCCGCCCCGGCCCGGCUGGCGUCCAGGGUGCUGCUUCUGGAGGCGCCGUGCCGGCUGUGCCCCACAGUCACUUUCUGCCAGGGCUGGCACCUCCCACCUCUCCACCUGUGCCGGCAGCAGCUGCUGCUCUGUCUAUGCCAAGGCCACCGCAGGGCCAAACUCCACCGUACUGCCACUGCCCGACUUGCACUUGUGGUCCAAACAGCGGACCCGCAGGCAAUGGCCUUGGACCCCAACCCAGGGCAUGCUAGGUACCUUCCACAGCUCUUUUAG